Sabethes cyaneus is the source of this 950-nucleotide messenger RNA. It is a transcript of the gene Aprt, whose product is annotated as adenine phosphoribosyltransferase. The transcript is spliced from 3 exons. The record is from RefSeq and is a predicted model, not a curated record. NCBI's taxonomy places the organism in Eukaryota, Metazoa, Arthropoda, Insecta, Diptera, Culicidae. Gene Ontology annotation, cellular component: cytoplasm. Gene Ontology annotation, molecular function: AMP binding; adenine binding; adenine phosphoribosyltransferase activity. Gene Ontology annotation, biological process: AMP salvage; adenine salvage. Bases 134 to 685 code for a protein of 183 amino acids.
UCAUUAGGUAAAUAAGCAAACGGUGGCUCAUCAUCAAUCAGAUGAAUUUUAGAAUGUUAUAGCGAAGUUUACGAGCUGAUAAGGUGCAUAGAUUUCUUCUGAACGGACGCAUGCGAACAUAUUGCUGCUAAACAUGACCGCAGAUUUGGAUUUAGUCAAACAGCAUAUUGGUGAAUAUCCUGAUUUUCCUAAAAAAGGAAUCCUAUUCAAGGACAUUUUCACCGCUCUGCGGAAUGGCCCGGUUUGCCAAGCCUUGAAACGGCUGCUUUUGGCCUACGUCCGUCAGAAUUGUCCCGAUAUCGAGGUCGUAGUCGGUCUCGAUGCGCGCGGUUUCUUGUUCAGUUUGCUUCUUGCAGCCGAGCUAGGAAUUUCCUGUGUCCCGAUUCGGAAGAAGGGAAAAUUGCCGGGUGACUGCGUGCAGUACGAAUAUCAGCUGGAAUACGGAACGGACGUAUUUGAAAUCCAAAAGGGCAGUAUCGUUCCUGGCCAGAAAGUGCUGAUCAUUGACGAUUUGCUGGCAACGGGAGGAACGAUGGACGCUGCGAACAAGCUGGUUGAACGAGUUGGAGGGGUCGUUAAGGAGAACGUUGUUAUUAUAGAGUUAACCGCCAUAGGCGGUCGAUCGAGGCUGGAAGCGUCCGGAUGCACAGUACAUUCCUUUAUACAGUAUGACGAUAUUGAGUGAGCUCAAGAGGUUUUCCUAAUCUAUUCCAUUAAUUGUUGAAUAGCAAUACUAGCAAUCAAACUAGGUUAUACUAUGUUAGGCUUCUGGUAAUUAAUUGAAUAAACAAAGUACGAAAAAAUCUGAAUAUAAUACUAGGCAUAAAUGUUUCUUGAUCUUAAUUUGAUGUUAAGACAACGGGCAGUUUGUGAACUGAAAUAUGUAUUUGUCACAAAAGAAGCAAUUAACGUUAGAAAGUCACUAUUUUCAUCUCCAAUAAAUAGGCACU